AUGCAAGUGCCACUUCUUCGUCUGCAGUGCGGCGUCAACAGCUAUGACUGGGGCAAGGUCGGCCAAGAGUCGACAGCCGCCAAGUAUGCGGCCACCACAGCGGCCCCGGAUUUUGCGAUCGAGGCUGAGAAGCCCUACGCUGAACUUUGGAUGGGCACCCACCCAUCGCUUCCCUCGAAAGAUGUCGAGACCCAGCGUACCCUCCUCGAUAUGGUACAGGACAACCAGGCCCUCUUGUCGACCCAGAUCAGCGAGCGAUUUGGAGGCAGACUCCCCUUCCUGUUCAAGGUGCUUUCUAUUCGCAAAGCCCUGAGCAUUCAAGCUCACCCCAACAAGAAGUUGGCGGAGCAGCUUCAUGCCAGAGACUCGAAGAACUAUCCUGAUGACAACCAUAAGCCCGAGAUGACCAUCGCUAUCACACCCUUUGAGGGCGUGUGCGGCUUCCGUCCUCUGGCCGAGAUUGUCCAUUUCCUUCAGGCCGUGAAGCCCUUGCGCAACCUGGUUGGUGACAAAGCCGCAAGUGCAUUUGAGCAGGCUGUCAAGGGCAACGAGAACUCAGAGGAUUCCGCAGUUAUCCAGACGAACAAGGAUGCCCUCCGUUCCCUGUUCACAUUCCUGAUGGAGUCCUCGCCCGAGAACAUCGAGUCAGCCACUAGUGAUCUCCUGUCAAUUGCAGAGAACAACCCUGACAGCUUUGCCACCUUACCUGGUGAGGUGGAGACAAAUCCCUCGGACCCCAGCGAGAUCGCCGCGCUUGUGAAGCGACUGAACGGCCAGUUCCCUAACGAUGUUGGCCUAUUCGUGUUCUUCUUCCUCAACUUCGUCAAGCUGCAGCCCGGCGAGGCCAUGUUCCUCAAAGCCGACGACAUUCAUGCAUACAUCUCUGGCGAUAUUAUUGAGUGCAUGGCAUCCUCUGAUAACGUCGUUCGCGCUGGUUUCACCCCGAAGUUCAAGGAUGUAGAUACCCUCACUCAGAUGUUGACUUACUCAUACGCACCCAUUGAGGAGCAAAAGCUCCAGGCAACCGACUACCCGUACGCCGUCCUGAAUGCCACUGCAUACUCGAGCGCUUCCUCUGCCAUGCUCUACGAUCCUCCCAUCGACGAGUUCAGCGUUAUCAAGACAGAUUUGAACCGCAAAGGUGCCAAGGUCACCUUUGACCCAAUUGAUGGUCCCAGCAUUAUCAUUUGCACGCGUGGCCAGGGUAAGAUCACAGUCGGAAACAAGACCGAGGAAGUCAAGGAGGGCUAUGUUUUCUUUGUCGGUGCCACCGCCGAGUGCAUUAUCGAGGACACCCACAGUGGAUCGGAUGAGGACGAUGUCUUCACCACGUACAAGGCGUUCUGCGAGUUGCCCGGUGAGGGAAAUGCUUCCGACGAUCAAUAG
Penicillium nucicola is the source of this 1386-nucleotide messenger RNA. RefSeq names its product mannose-6-phosphate isomerase pmi1 (gene pmi1). The record is from RefSeq and is a predicted model, not a curated record. The transcript is spliced from 5 exons. Lineage: Eukaryota; Fungi; Ascomycota; Eurotiomycetes; Eurotiales; Aspergillaceae. Bases 1 to 1386 code for a protein of 461 amino acids. Gene Ontology annotation, cellular component: cytosol. Gene Ontology annotation, molecular function: mannose-6-phosphate isomerase activity; zinc ion binding. Gene Ontology annotation, biological process: GDP-mannose biosynthetic process; carbohydrate metabolic process.